CUGUCUCCCUCUUUUCGCCUUCAAGAGUUUAGGAAAGGACUAACUACAGGCCUAUCGCGAAGCUAGGAUGGCCCCGGCGGCAGCUGCAGGAAUGCUCACCCUGACUAAAGUGUUGAUCAGUGAUAGCCUGGACCCCUGCUGCAAGCAGAUCCUGGAGGCGGCCGGAAUCCAAGUCCUAGAGAAAUCUAAUCUCGGCAAAGAACAGUUGCUGACCGAGAUCAAGGAUGUUGAUGGGCUCAUUGUACGCUCGGCAACCAAAGUGACUGCAGAGAUCAUCAAUGCAGCGGAAAAGUUGCAGAUCAUUGGGAGAGCCGGAACUGGGGUUGACAAUGUAGAUGUGGAGGCUGCUACAAGGAAAGGAAUCCUAGUCAUGAAUACUCCCACUGGCAACAGUCUCAGUGCAGCAGAGCUAACAUGUGGUAUGAUCAUGAGUCUGGCGAGGCAAAUUCCACAAGCUGCAGCCUCAAUGAAAGAUGGAAAAUGGGACCGUAAAAAGUUUAUGGGGAUGGAACUUCAAGGGAAGACCGUAGGCAUUCUAGGCCUUGGCAGGAUUGGACGAGAGGUAGCCAUUCGUAUGCAAUCCUUUGGCAUGAAGACCAUAGGCUAUGACCCCAUAAUCACAUCUGAGGAGUCAGCUACCUUUGGUGUUGAACUGUUGUCAUUGGAACAGAUCUGGCCACUGUGUGACUUCAUCACAGUGCAUACCCCACUCCUGCCUUCCACCACAGGGCUUCUCAAUGACAUUACAUUUGGUCAAUGCCGCCAUGGGGUCCAGGUGAUCAACUGUGCCCGAGGAGGUAUUGUAGAUGAAGGUGCCCUUUUGCGGGCUCUCCAGUCUGGCCGCUGUGGAGGAGCAGCCUUAGAUGUUUUCACAGAGGAACCACCCAAGGAUAAAGCCUUGGUUAACCAUCCCAAUGUAAUCAGCUGUCCCCACUUGGGUGCCAGUACCAGAGAAGCUCAGAGCCGCUGCGGAAGAGAUAUUGCCAUGCAGCUUGUAGACUUGGCCCAGGGCAAGGCACUAGUUGGCAUUGUAAAUGGACAGGCUCUCAGCGGUGCAUAUGCAUCCCAUACCAAGCCAUGGAUUGCACUGGCUAGAGCUUUAGGAAGUGUGCUAUAUGCACUGAGCCACCAAGUGAACGGAAGAGUGCAGCUUAUUACCGAGGGUUCAACCUUGCAGAAGUCUAGCAACUACUUGAUUCCUGCAGUGGCAAUGGGGCUCCUUCAAGAAACUACACAGAAGGAUGUGAACCUUGUGAAUGGGCUGCUUCUGGCUCAAGAGGCUGGGUUGAAGAUCACCACUACUCACACUGAUAGAGCACUGGGCAAUAACGGACAACUGCAACUAACUGCAACCAAUUCCCCUCAUGUGCUUGUUGGCUCUGUGCAAGGCACCAUUCCAUGCCUGCUAGAACUCAACGGAGCAACCUUCAAGCAGCUGGUUCCUCUCAGUGGUCCUCUGCUGUUCUACAAAUCCAAGACCUCCAGUGUCAGUGUGUUACCAACAAUUAUUGAUCUAUUAGGGAAGACCAAAAUAGAGCUGCUGUGUUACCACCGUUCCAGUACUGAAAGUGGACAGGAGUGGAAUGUCCUGAGUCUAUCUUCUGCUCUACAAAACCUGCAGGAACUGAAGCCACAUCUUACAGAAGUGUUCCAGGUGAUACUUUAAAUUCUGGUGAAGAACCUGACAGGGCCCACCAGUUUCUGUAAUGUGAAUCUUAUAUAUCUAAUUAAAAAUAAUGCAAAAAUGA
Messenger RNA from Ahaetulla prasina, 1748 nucleotides. RefSeq names its product phosphoglycerate dehydrogenase (gene PHGDH). Bases 68 to 1666 code for a protein of 532 amino acids. Gene Ontology annotation, molecular function: phosphoglycerate dehydrogenase activity; NAD binding. The transcript has 12 exons. Lineage: Eukaryota; Metazoa; Chordata; Lepidosauria; Squamata; Colubridae. The record is from RefSeq and is a predicted model, not a curated record. Gene Ontology annotation, biological process: L-serine biosynthetic process.